GGGCCCCCGGUAACGGUCGGGGCCGGCUGUUAACAGCCCCCGCAGCCCCACACCCCCGAGUUGAUGGAGGGGGCCGGGGCCAUCUCCUAAAAUCCCAGAACUGAGUACCCCCCCACACACACCUCCUGGAAGAACUGCUCCAUCCUCCCCCACCCCACCCCGGCUUCCCGCAGGGCACCUUCAGCUAAGCCAUGAGCGCUCGAGACUCCCCUGGUCUGCUGUUCCCAGCGCUGCCCCUGGCAUCCUCGGGCCUGAUGCUUCUGCUGAGCAGCCUGUGGCUGGUGGGGGCCGGCCCCAGCCUGGCCCUGGCCCCAGAGCUGCUGCCGGACCCCUGGCAGGCACACCGGCUGCUGACCCACGCACUGGGGCACACGGCGCUGCCGGGCCUGCUGCUCAGCCUGCUGCUGCUGCCGGCCCUAGGCUGGCGACAGGAGCAUCGCCUGGGCACGCUGCGUUUCCUGCACGCCUCGGCCCUGCUCGCCCUGGCCACCGGGCUGCUGGCCGCACUGCUGGCGGGCCUCAGGGUGCUCGGGACGGCCGGCGGCUGCGGGUACGUGCCUGUCCACCUGGCCAUGCUGGCGGGGCAGAGUGGCCGCCCCCCCAGGGCCCCCGGGGCACUGCCGGCCUGGCUGAGGCCCUGGCUCCUGCUCGCCCUGACGCCGCUGCUCAGCUCGGAGCCCCCCUUCCUGCAGCUCCUGUGCGGCCUCCUGGCUGGCCUGGCCUGGCAGACAGACGCGGCCGGGGCCUUCCGCUGGUUGGAGCUCUCAGAGCAGCGGCUGCAGGCGCUGCAGGCGGGCGGCCUGUGCAGGGCCCUGGCGGGGUGCUGGCCGCUCAGGCUCCUUCCUGCCCCCAGCGCCGUCUCCGAGCUGCCGGUCACCCACCCUGUCGGAGCAAGGCCUCCCAGCCCUGGGCCUCUUCUCCUGCCCGCCCCCCCCAGCCUCUGGCUCCACGGCAAAGGCUCGGCCCCCGGCCCGCCAGGUCUGGGGGCGGUGCCAUCGCCACCGUCCCGGGAGGGCUCUUCAGAGGUGGGCCUGCCGCUAUGGGCAGCCCUGGACGAGCAGAUUCUGCAGGAGGCCAUCCAGGCCUCCCUCCUGGAGGAGUCUGCGCAGGGCCCCGGGAGCCCGCUCUGGUUGCCCAAGUCCUCCGUGUCCUCUCUACGGCUGCAGCAGCUGGAGCGCAUGGGCUUCCCCACGGAGCAGGCGGUGGUAGCGCUGGCAGCCACGGGCCGCGUGGAAGGCGCCGUGUCCCUGCUGGUCGGGGGGCAGGUGGGCACCGAGGCCCUGGUGGCUGACGGGAGGGGGUCUGUCCACCCCAACGGCCCUGGGCCCCCCUAGCACAGGCAGGUCCUCCCCCCUGCCCUUUUACAAUAAAAACCUGCUCACUUUA
This is a messenger RNA of Erinaceus europaeus (western European hedgehog), 1386 nucleotides long. It is a transcript of the gene RHBDD3, whose product is annotated as rhomboid domain containing 3. Gene Ontology annotation, cellular component: membrane. Gene Ontology annotation, molecular function: serine-type endopeptidase activity; protein binding. NCBI's taxonomy places the organism in Eukaryota, Metazoa, Chordata, Mammalia, Eulipotyphla, Erinaceidae. The coding region runs from base 192 to 1334 and encodes 380 amino acids. The record is from RefSeq and is a predicted model, not a curated record. The transcript has 6 exons.